This is a messenger RNA of Oreochromis aureus, 9215 nucleotides long. RefSeq names its product jade family PHD finger 2 (gene jade2). Gene Ontology annotation, cellular component: histone acetyltransferase complex. NCBI's taxonomy places the organism in Eukaryota, Metazoa, Chordata, Actinopteri, Cichliformes, Cichlidae. The coding region runs from base 848 to 3646 and encodes 932 amino acids. The record is from RefSeq and is a predicted model, not a curated record. Gene Ontology annotation, biological process: regulation of transcription by RNA polymerase II. The transcript has 14 exons.
UUUUUUUUUUUUUUUCCCGGGGGGUGGGAGGGAGAGGGCUUGCAAGAGAAGACCCGCCUGUGCAUUUGUGCAGAGCGGUGUGCACGUACACAGCACCGGGCAGAGGAGUGGAAGCGAGGCAAGGCACCGGAGCAAGUGAAGAAGACGAGGAGGAGAGAGCGCUGUGUUUUAUUUUUGAAGGAAGGGGACGUUGCGAAACUGGCUUGCAAUCUUUACUGACUCAUCGCUUGGAAAUAAAGCAGACCCUUUUUUCUUUUUCUUUAUUUCUUUUUCUUUUUAAAUCCUCGCUUCUCCUCCUGCUCCUCCUCCCGUGCGGCUGGCACCGGAGAGGAAAACAGUCGGAUUUUGACACCACGUUUUGGGCUGCCUUUUGCAAAAUGCGACACGCUUUCCUGUGAGCGCUAUGUUGUGCGCACCUCGCAGCCCGCUACGCCGUGAACGGUAGCAGGACCGGCCGCUGCACCCGCUCCGUUUGUUAUUGACUUGUGGCGGCUGUAUCUCAUCCUGGCUGCCACUUUUUUUUGGCUGGGGGGGGGAUUUUUAUUUCGGAUUUGGACUCGGUCGUAGGUCUUUGCAGAGCUGACGCGCUGUCAACACACCGAGAGGUGAGGUGAGGUGAGGGGAGGGGAAGGGACAGUCCUGUCACCCAGCGUGGACCAGGAGCCAGCUUUUUUAGCUGCACUGCUAACAGCCUGCCAGGGCACCGAGUGGGCACGCUGAAUUAGUCCUAAACCGCCUCCGCUGUUGAACUACAUGUGCCUGGCUCCCAAUGAUCUCCUAAUCUCUGGGAAUCGCCCGCCGUCCAGGACUGAGGACGUCUCUGUACCCGAAGCAGACAGCGAUCAAGAUGGAGAGCGAAAAGAAGAGGAGAAAAUACUCCACGAGCAGCAACGACUCUGACACCACUGACAGUCAAGUGACGUCAUGGUCCAGGUCAUCCAAGAAUAUGGGCACCAGCAGCACAUGGGUCCGCCACCAGCACAAGAAACCAUCAGAGGUAUUUCGUACUGACUUCAUCACUGCCAUGAAGCUGCCGGACUCAGCCCAGCUCGGCCCAGACGACUUCUACGUGCUUUCAGACCCUUGGAGACAAGAGUGGGAGAAGGGAGUGCAGGUCCCAGCCAACCUAGAGGCCAUACCGGAGCCUGUGGUCAGGUCGCUGCCGGAGUCGACAGGUGGUCUGUCCAACAACGGGCAGGAGAGGGAAGGUGAUACUCGGCCUCCUCCCACACAGCUCUACAGCUGCUAUGACCUGGAUGACCUGGAUGUUGCCUGGCUACAGAUAGUCAACCAAGAGUUCAGACAGAUGGGCUUACCGGAGCUCGAUGAGCUCACCAUGGAGUGCGUUCUGGUGGAGCUGGAGAGCGUGUGCGAGGAGAAGAUGCAGCAGGCCAUCGAGACAGAGGAAGGCCUGGGCAUCGAGUAUGACGAGGACGUGGUGUGCGACGUCUGCCGCUCACCGGAGGGAGAGGACGGCAACGAGAUGGUUUUCUGUGACAAGUGCAAUGUCUGUGUUCAUCAGGCGUGUUACGGCAUCCUGAAGGUACCCCAGGGGAACUGGCUGUGUCGGACCUGCGCUCUCGGGGUCCAGCCAAAAUGUCUGCUCUGCCCCAAGAGAGGGGGGGCACUCAAGCCCACCCGCAGUGGAACCAAGUGGGUCCACGUCAGCUGUGCCUUAUGGAUCCCUGAGGUGAGUAUAGGCUGUCCAGAGAAGAUGGAGCCCAUUACCAAGGUGUCCCAUAUCCCCGCCAGCCGCUGGGCUCUGUCCUGCAGCCUGUGCCGAGAGCACACAGGGACCUGCAUUCAGUGCUCCAUGCCCUCCUGUAUUGUGGCCUUCCAUGUGACCUGCGCCUUCGAUCACGGCCUGGAGAUGAAGACCAUCUUGGCCGAGAACGACGAGGUGCGCUUCAAGUCCUUCUGCCUGGAGCACAGCAACACCAGUACAAACACCAACAGCACCUUCAGCUCAAGCGGACUGAGCAACGGCAAUCACGUCACCGCUUCCACCGCCAACGGCGCACACGGUGGAGCCAGACCCGAGUGGGCCGCCACCGGUCUCACCUCCGAGCUUCGGCAGGACCAGCAAAACGAGACGAAUGGCAGCAGCGAUCCGGAGCAGAGGUCUGUAUCGCACCUGGUUUCAGUGUCGGCGUCGGAGCGGGCUGAGCGCGACCAACUGGAGAGAGAAAAAGUGAGCCAGAGGAAGCAGAAGCUUCAGGAGCUGGAGGAUGAGUUUUACCGACUCGUGGAACCCAGGGAGGUUGCCGAAAACCUGGGGCUGCCCGUCUCCCAGGUGGACUACUUAUAUCAGUUCUGGAAGCUGAAGAGGAAGGCCAACUUUAAUCGACCUCUGGUGACCUUAAAGAGAGACGAGGUGGACAACCUGGCCCAACAGGAGCAGGACGUCCUCUACAGACGCCUCAAACUCUUCACACACCUCCGACAGGACCUGGAAAGAGUGCGCAAUCUGUGCUACAUGGUGACACGGAGGGAGAAAAUGAAACACACCCUCUGUGACCUCCAGGAGAAGAUCUUCCACCUUCAGAUACAACUGCUGGAAGAGGACAUGGCUGGAGGUAAGGAGAAAACCCAGAAGGGAGAAAAGAGGAAGCAGAAUGGAGUGAAGGAUAAAGGGAAGGAGAGAAGGAAGAAUAGUCCUGAGAAGAAAAAGGAGAGAUGGAAGUCAGAGAACGGCUCCAUGCUUAAAGAGCUAGGUUUGUCAAAGUCAUUCCCGUUGGACAACUCUUUGUUCGACAGCUGGCUCGCCCAGUCGGUUCAGAUCACCGCUGACGACAUGCUGAGCCAGUGGGCUCUGGGUGCCCAACAUCGGGACAAGAGCGGCAGCCUGCUUUCUGACCAGCUCCUGCAGGGCGAAGAGAGUUUGCUCAACCUAAUGAUGGAGAACUCCAUGCAGUCCACCUGGAAAACACCCCAGUUGGGGCGCAAAUCGAGAGGGAGCAACAAGCCCCGUGUUCGUGCACCACCAACCACUCCGGCCCAGCCUCAGACGCUCCUGUCUGCAGCUGCUGCGUCCGCUGGCGGCAGCCCCUCCACCGCAAAGAGGCUCUGGGCGAGCGUGGCGGAGGAAAAGUCUGGCCACGUGAGUCGGAAAGGGGAAAAGAACAAAGGCUCCUCCAAGACCGUGCACCACCCCCUCCAUCACCACCAGACCAGAAGCUCUGACCUUCACAGGGACCCACCGCCACAGCCGCCCAUCUCCAAAAUGGAUUCCUGUCACAUCUCGGAGGAUAACAGUCCUUGGGAUGGCAUCCAUGCAGGGAAUGGUGUAGUAUCAGGGGCUGGAUCUGGUUUCACAGUGGGCUCAAACCCACCAGUCUCUGGUCUCGGGUUCACAAUGCCCGACGCUGGGACAAUCUUUCGUGGCGGGACCCCGCGGCACCGUCUGUCCCGCCAGGGUAAAUCGAGAGUGAGGGGCGUCACCAGAGGUGUAGCGGGGUUCGAGUCCAUGGACCUGCCACUCGCAGGGAAAGACGUAUCCCUGUUAGACGCUGCUGAGACUGAUGGCUACUUCUCUGACGGCGAGCAGAGCGAUUCGGACACGCGCACUGGUGGGCGCAAGCUCCGCCUGCCGCAGUUGCACUCCGGGAACGAGGACCUGCUGAGAAGAAGCGUGCUGGCUUCCUAAAGAACUGAGAUUCCAAUAGACAAAUACACACAAGCAGUUAUCCAAGCAGAAUCCCGCUGGCUAAUUGUUUUUUGUUUUUGUUUUUUCCCACCUGUGCCCAGCAUACAGUCUAUAAAAACACGGCUGGAUCGCUUUGUUCAACCAAAAUCCCGAUCACAUCCAUCAGUGGAAAAUCCCCAGCUCCUAACCUGCUCUGUUUUUUAGGACGGAGGGGAUUUGAAUGUAGCCGUUUGCCUAUCAUACAGAAAAGCUUCUCCACUGGACUGCAGUUUGUUGUUAGCUUAUCAUAAGAUGUGAUACAUUCAGCAGAUUGAAAACAAACAUUACCUUCAGUCUCUUUCUCUUGUUUUUUUUUUUGUGUUGUAUAUUUCAGAAUCAUUUCAUUUCUGGGCGUCGAACGAAGCACCCAGUUCUGGCCUCAUGUCUGUGGUAUCUGCCAGACUUGGGAACAAACACUUUGGGGCAUUAUUAUUAUAAUUAUUAUUAUUAUUCAAGCUGGUUUCAGGGUAUGCUUCAUUCUCGGCCUUUGUGGCCCGAGUUGCAUCCAGUGAGUGCUUGUUUUCUUGAAUAUGUUCAGUGGAAAAGACAAUUUCACACCAGAGUUGGUCUGAAUAUGUACAGCGGGUGACAACUUGUAUUCAGCCUUGAAAAGCACAACAUAGCUAGUCAUAAGAGCUGUAAUGUAAGCACUUGUGUGUAUAAUAGAUGCUCAUUCAGGGUUGGGGUCAAUUUUCCUCCCUCGUUGACUGGGUUUGAAAAAUGUACACUGAAUCCUUCAUUCUCAAAUUUUUCACAUUUUACUUCAUAAAAGAAAAAACAACAACCAAAAAAAAUCUACAAAUCUCUAGCUUUGCCAGUUUCUGAAUAGCGAACGCAUUGACCCCAACCCUGGUGCUCAUUCAGAUUUUCACACAGACACACAGACACACACAGACAUACUCACACACAAACUACCAUAAGCGGAUCCCUUUUGCUCACACCGCAGCCGUCGUUGAAAUAUUUGGUCUGACUUUUUGUCAGCUGCUUUCAAAUUCUUCCUAAUUCCGCGUUCUUUUAACUCCCGGGUCUUUGGAGAAAAAUCGUCGUACAAACUCUGUGCCUUUCUUUCACUUGCCCUGUGGCCCUGCGUCCCCCUCAAUCGCCGCCAACUUUCCAAAUCAACCAAACAAUCGCUGAGUAGAUCAAUCAGUCGUUUGUCAAUCGGAUUUGUAACAAUCAAGCCAAAAGGAAAUCCCAUUGGAGUGGCUACUGAGCGUAGCCGGCAUUGGGCUCCUUGUCACCUUAACAAUUGUGUAGUGCCUGAAAGGAUGGAAAUGCAUCACUUGCCAUUUAUCAACAGAGCAUAUGCAGCAGCUUGCAACGCAGAGCAACAUCGUGCCGUCAGUGCAAAGAGCUGCCUGCUGCUCUGUGCCCCCCUAAGUUGCAUCACUGUAGCCCAGAGCCAUCAAUAACCAGAGUUUGGCCAGUUACACUGCGGGCACCAUGUUGCUGCCAUUGAAAAUUAGACCUCUUAUUUAAAAUUUCAUGCACAUUACUGCAAAUAGUAUUCAUUUUGGGGUUUGGUUAAUCAGCAGUGCAGUUCAGCUUUUUCAUAUGGGGUGGGUAGCUGUGUUCAUGUAAGCCAAGCCUGAGAGACAUGUUUUAUAAACAGUUACAGACUGGUUAGGGUGACCAUGCAUUGUGUAGUUCAUGGGUAUAUUCUUGCUACAGCGGCUGACGUCAUGUGACACAAAUUCAACCUCAAAAGCAGCUGAAAUUCUGCUUUGGUUCGUAAGAGGACGAAUCCUCAGUUUUGGCAUUCUGAUGUUGCUAUUUAUGUAUCCAAUGGAAGCGGGAUCACUUGGAAUGCAUUCAGUGCAUGUGGAUAUACAUAAAACUAUAUGUAAAAUCAGAGGAAAUUAGUCAUUUUUAUUAGUCAGAUCACCCAUGUGUACCUAUGCAGCUUAUUAUUUUGUUCUAUGAAAACGUAAACACUGUCAGGCACCAACGUGGCAGCCGCUUUUGUUUGACAUGGCCAAGCUUUCACAACUGAUGGCUCUGAGGCAUGUCUUGUUCCUACUAGAUGGACGUAGACAGUGUAAUAAUCAGCUUCAGAGGCCUGCGCUCUUAAGUCCCUGAAUUGAUUUGAUUGUAAAUUUGUUUUUAAAAAAACACGAAACACACGAGCCGUUCUUGUUGUUUUUGUCUGAGAGUUGUAUUUUGUACUUAAAGCAGUCCGUGGUAUUCUCAGGGGUUAAAAAAACUUAUAAAAAAGAACAAUAAAAGGUUAAGAAUUUAUGGAAAAGCAACGAAAGACGUAGAUAUAUAUAUAUAUAUACACACAUUUUAUAUCAUAUACAGUAUAUAUAUAUAAAUAUAUGAAGUGAUGUGUGUUUGUCUAGAAACUUUCUUAUUUGGAAAGCUUCACUGUUUGAACUCCAACAUGACUACUACUGAGCAUGCUCCUUCUCUCAGUACAGCAUACGACCAUCAGCCCUGGGUUCAACAGUCCCACUUUAACCCAUCUGAUCUGAGGUCAGAUAGUAUCGGCUAACAGAUGGGAGUGUCUUUUGGGUCUCACCAAACUGGGAUGACUUAAAGAUUUGAUUUUAAGGGCUGCUUGACCCAGGCCUGAUGAACACACAUUUGAACAGAGGCCCAAGUCCAUUCUACUUUCUCCGUUUUCCUGUAUGAACAGCUUCUCCCCGGUUUUCUGGAGUGACCAUGCCAAAGAACAGAUCUGUGUUACAAGGCAGCAUAUUUCAGUCUUAUCUACGCAAACAUAUUAAGCUGUCAGACCGCUCGAACAGUGAUGUCCAGGUCAGCAGAUGUGAUUCGACCUCCUCUAACCCAGGGGGCGCUUUUAAUUCCCAACCUGGAUAGAUCUGCAUUCACGGGGGGAUUCCCACAGGAAAUGCCCGGUGAUGGUUGUUAAACACAGACUCGCAUGUAUUAACCCCCUCCAAAAAAGGAAAAAAAAAAGAAAAAAGCCAGUGCUGCUGAACUGAACACACAACAUACAGCUCUCUCUCUCACUUACACGCAUGCACACACACACACACAUAGACGCUUACACAAACCCCAGAGCUGGUAUAACAGGGUUACAAUGUAAAAGUUUUUGUUAUGUAUAUGUGGUCCUGACUGCAUCAGGAAGCAUGAGUUUACUCAGAGCGAAACGCCACCCCCUCCCCAACAACAGGAGAGUAUUAUCACAGGUCAGGUGACAGCGCUGCGUCUCUGUCCCCUCUUCGUCCCUUCAGGUGUAGCCAUGGUAGAAGCACUCGCAUUGUUGCGUGACAGUCUUGCGAGGACAGGCGGAGGACUUGGGACUUCUACGAUGGCUAUUACAGCUGACACAUUACAGUAACGACAAAAAAAGAGCAACAAAGCUCGUGUUCCGAUGCGAGGACGCGGUGACGUGUCGCCUCCGAAUCCUCGGCCAGGUGUUCGUUACCAUUCAUGUGUUGCUAAGACAGAAAAAUGUAAUCUUGGUUUCAAUAUUCAAUGUUCAGAGUAGCCUGACGUUGUAGACAGUGGUUUUAGACAAGGCCUCACAUGUAUGGCCUUAACAUGUAGUAGCAAAGGCUGAGGCUGCACAGCUGCCGAAGGACAAAAAAAGGACUGAAAAAUACUCAUUUAGGGCUAAAUUAGUGGAGCUGGUUAGCAGUAUAUAAGAUUUCCUGCUGAGUGACGGUCAGAUUCCACACAAAAACAAAGCAAAUUGUACUUCUGAUCUUUUUUUUUGCCUUGAUACUGUGCAGCCUUAGCAAACAAAACUGGUUAUUAUUCUAUAUUUACAGUGUGGCUUCAAUGCCCUCUCCUUCCGCUUCGUAGAUACUGUAGACUGGAGUCUCUUGCAGGUUCUUUUUAUCAAUAUCCGCUAGAAUGCAACUUCAAAGCAUCGCUAUCCUCUGUGUGGUACGCCGGUGUGGGUGUUGGCUCGCAGCCCGAAUGUGCUCUGAUGAUCUUUGAAUUUUGCAACUCUGUCAGGUCGAAUAUCCACACUGAAAGGAGAUCUAGUGCAGGGGGUUUCUCGCUUUCUCUCUGUCUGUCUAUUUGGGUUGUGUCCCAUAAAAUUAGAUGCAGUGUGAAAGUUUUUAUCCUCAUACUUGGAGCAUCCGUGUCGGUAGGUCGCGUUCCUCUAUGAUAAGUCACCACUUAGAGAGGCAAUAAAAUGUGCAACAGAAACGCUGUACAGUCCUCAGCUUGCUGUAUGUUGAGAGCAGAACUCUUCCCUCAGGUGUUGGCACUGACGCUGCACCACGGAAAUAAACUGACGGGCAUCAAGCACAUAAUGGCAGGUCAGAAACACACCUACACACAGUGAUGCUUUCCGCUAGACCGAUUGCUUGCAGGUAAUUGGAACCUCGCCUGCGCACAGCUACUGUUUACUGUACUGACUCUGUUGUAAAACAUCAGUGCACCAGCAGGGCUGGGCUCCUCAGAACCCCCUCAGCUGGGUGAAGGGUCACAUUUACAACUUUCCAUUAGCAAGAAAAGCAGCUUAGGAUCCAGAAAUGACAGCAGCAGUCAGUUCUGGUGAACGACGACAUUAAAAACGGGGUUUUAAAUUCCACGAAUUGCUCCUAGUGGGUGGUAAAAAGUUGGAUUUCUACAAUUUAAAGUAAUUUAUUGCACUGAGGUGGUUCUGGGGAACCACGAGGGCAUCGGGAUGCAGUUCAUAAGAUGUCGUUUCUUCUUCUGUGGUUGCUCCUUCAUCCAGAAAGUGGUCUGAGACUGUCGUGGGAUCAGUGAAAGCAGGACUGGGUAUUGCUUAGGAAAUAAAUACCUGCAAGCCACAAGGGACAGCAGUCCAGUAACAAAGGCGGGAUUAGAUCAGAAGUCUUGAAAUGUCUCUAAAGCAGAAAAUUGCAGGUCUGUCUAAAAAUGUGUCCGCACGACAAUAGAGAUUGCUUAGUGCUUCCUGUUUCUGGUAUCAAUGCCUAGUCCUUGUUUCGCUGCCCUACACCAGCCGUACAAACCAGCCCACCUACCUACCGCUGGAGUUUAUACUCAUCUACAAUAAUGUAUAAUACUGUUCAACUACUACUACUAGACAUUUUCAUUUUCCGUGUUUUAAAGAGGCUUUUGCAAGCUAUUUGUUUUGUUUUUUUCCUUUUAUAAUGCUUAUCUGGCCGCUGUGGCUCGUAUCAGACUAGAAAGCUGACUCAUUAUCUGCUUCUACUGUUUUUACUGGCGCUUUGCUCUCCUCUCCGUUACAGCAAAGUUAUGGCUUCAAGGUCUCAGCAUCCAGAACCCAGACACACACUCCACAGAUCGGAGGUUUAGUCGCACAACCGGAGCUGCUGCCAAGGAAGAAACUGAUCUGAAGUAAAACUCAACCUUCAGAGCUCGAGACUGAUUGGUACAAUCAAUCAGUCGCAUCUUAAAAAUUUAUUUGGUUAAUUUAUCAGAAAUGGCAGAUAUUCCCCAGGUUCAGCUUCACAGCAGUGAAGAUUUGCUGCCUUUUUUAAAUGUAAUGGUAAAUGCAGCAGCAAUCUGAUAGCACCGCGUUGCUUUUUUGGAUCAAAGCCUGCAACAAACCUCAAGAAGCACUCAUCCGAAAAGCAUUGCUUCUAUUUUUGUGCCU